Messenger RNA from Aspergillus homomorphus CBS 101889, 972 nucleotides. RefSeq lists its product as uncharacterized. Bases 1 to 972 code for a protein of 323 amino acids. NCBI's taxonomy places the organism in Eukaryota, Fungi, Ascomycota, Eurotiomycetes, Eurotiales, Aspergillaceae. The record is from RefSeq and is a predicted model, not a curated record. The transcript has 2 exons.
AUGAAUCUCCUCACCCUCACCCUCUGGGCCGCCCUCUCCCCAAGAACAACCGUGGCAGCAACCCUAAGGACCACUUUCCAGUACACCCAAAACGGCACCUGGCUCGAGAACCUCGCCCUCCGCCCCUCCGGCCUCAUUCUAGUCACCCGCAUGGACGUCCCAGAACUGUGGACCGUCGACCCGGCCACAGGCCAAGAGACUCUGGUCUCCACCUUCCCAAAGCGACCGCUGGGCAAGCUCGUGAUCACGGAUAUCGGGCACCCGGUCGUCGGGACGUGGGGCGUUUACGAAGUCGAUCUCUCUUCUCAUUCCUCGUCUGCUCUAUUAUCGUCAGGUGAAGGGGGAAGUGCGAGCGUCCGCAAGAUCGCGACGCUGGGUGAGGCGGGAUGGUUGAAUGGGAUGGCGCGGUUACCUGGGCCCGGGGAUACGGACCGGGCCGUGGUGCUGAUUGCCGACUCGGUGAACAGGGUGAUCUGGCAACUAGACGCGCGGACCGGUGCGUAUGGUGUUGCGUUGAAUGAUGCGGCUAGUAUGGCUGCUUCGCCGACGGAUCCCUUGGGACUCGGGGUGAAUGGGGUACGAGUGUGGAGGGAGUACGUGUACUGGUCGACCAAUUCGCGGAGUGCAGUGUUUCGGGUGCCGGUGCGGUGGGAUCAAGGGAGGGCAAAGGUCGUGCAGACUGGCGCCGUCGAGACGGUCGUCUCAGGCGUCGUGGUGGAUGAUUUCGCGGUCCCUGCUGACGGUAUGCUGUAUUUGAUGGCGGUGGCGGAGAAUGAGGUCGUGAGGGUUGCGCCGGAUGGGAAUCACUCGGUCUUGGCGGGGACGAAGGAUAGUUUGGAUGUCGCCGGUUGCACGUCCGGCGUGGUCUCGGGUGAUGGGCGCAAGCUGUUUGUCACGACGUGUGGAGGGCAUAUCGUCCCACCCAAGGGGAGGGUGGAGCCGGCAAAGGUCGUGGAGAUUACAUUGGCAUAG